AUGGAGGAACUCACAAAGUCUGUUUGGGAUGAUGAUAAUCCACUAGAUGAUAAAAGCGAAGAGCACACUUUGAAGCCACAGCUUGAGAAUGAAUUCUCAGCUCAACCUUCGACAUUCAAUCCAGACGUAUCGCCUUUAGUCAAUACUUUUAACUCGUAUUCCAUCGAUGAUCCCUUUGCUAAUCCGUUUGAUGAAGCCAGUAAAGAAGAAGAUGAACAUGAAGUUGAUAAUAUAGACAAGGAACAAACUAGUGUUGAGGCACCUUAUGAGAGUUUCUCGCCGCAGCGAGCCCAGGAACAAGAUCUACACACGAGCCAGAGACACCAAUUGCAGAGUCAGAUUUUAUCGGAACUCACUCAGGGCUCCAACGAAGACGACGAUGAUUUGGAGCAAUCGUUGCUUAAAUCAGACUCGAGAACUAUCAAGAAUUCAGACGAAUUGUUUCACGAUAAGGACUCGCCGUUGAAGAUUAUUGGUCUGGAUGCACAUACAACAACUUUGAGCUCGCAACUGAGGCCGAUAAGCGUGAAAAAAUUCAAGGCUGCAAGACCUCGAAAAUUCAGUGCAAAGACAAAUGCGCAACACUUGUUGGGAGAAUCAAGUACAUCGCCCAAGGACAUGUUGGGUCCAUUGGCGCUCGAGUCGGAAAAAUUGAAUGCCAAGAGCGACCAGCAACAAGGAGAAGAAAACGAAAGAGAAGGAAAAGAACUCAAAUCAAGGGAACCAAUAGGUAAGGAUGGAUUGGAAGAAGCAAAAUCAGAAAACAGAGCGGCAGUACUGCAGCAAAAAGAGGAACAACAGCAAAAGAUUGUCGCUGAGACUAAACGCAAGGAUAGCAAUAACCUUGAGAUUUCAGUUAGUGAUCCAAUGAAAGUUGGCGACAUCACCACGGCUCACGUUGUUUACACAAUUAGAACCAAGAAUAAAAACUUAGAUUCACCGCACUUUCCACGGGUGGAGACUGCCGAAGUGCAAAGGCGUUAUAGCGAUUUCAGAUGGUUGUACCAUCAAUUACAAGCUAACCACCCGGGCAAGAUUAUCCCUCCGCCACCUGCAAAGCAGAGCUAUAUUGGGAGAUUUAAUCAAAAAGUGAUUGAGCACAGGCGAGUUUCGUUAGAAAAGAUGUUGAACAAUAUUGCCAACAAGCCCGCACUAAGCAAUGAUCUUGAUUUUGUCACAUUUUUAACCAAUGACAGAGAGGGAUCAUUUGACGAUUCUGGUCUCGAUGAAUCUGCCAUUAACGAGUCCUCUUAUGGUGGAACAGCUUCGGCAACGUCUGCUGCAGCAAAUGCAGCUGCUAAUGUCGCCAUUGCCUCGACGGGGUUCAUGAGUUCGUUGUUUUCAUCCAACAAGGUGGUUGAGCCCGAUGCUUACUUUACUGAAAAGAAGCACUACAUUGACGACUUGGAGAACAAUUUGAAACAGUUUUCUAAAACAAUAGAGUUGAUUGGCAGUCAACGACAGGAUAUGAUUAACAUUUUGGAGGAGCUCGCCAUCACGUUGGAAGAGUUGUCAACUAUUGAAAUAAGCAGAGCUACGAGUGACUUGUUGAUUGCCUUUAGUGAAGUUGAAUUUAAAAUAAGAGACAAUUUGGAAAGACUUGGCAUAUCGGACCAAUUGACCAUUGGCUUCACUAUUGAAGAGUAUUUGAGAAUUAUUGAGGCAAUCAACUACAUUUUCCAAACUAGGAUCAAAAUGUACCAGCUGUUGACUUCGCUAAAGUCUCAAAUUGAAAAAUUGUCUAGAAAACAGCCGAUACUGCCGGAUAGAGCGUUUGAACUUGAUAGACUAAAGGAAAGAGAAACCACUUUGCAAAAGCAAUUUGACGAUAUAAGUCAAACCAUCAAGAACGAAUUUGACGAGUUUGAAAUGAGCAGAAUCGACGAUUUUAGAAACAACGUUGAAAUUUACAUUGAAAGUUCCAUCGAAUCUCAAAAGGAGGCAAUUGAGAUAUACGAGACUUUCUAUAGUCGAUAUAUAGCUGUUGGAACUGAAUAA
Messenger RNA from Lodderomyces beijingensis, 1998 nucleotides. The record is from the annotation of a GenBank genome assembly. Lineage: Eukaryota; Fungi; Ascomycota; Pichiomycetes; Serinales; Debaryomycetaceae.